UAUACGAUCUAUGAUGAACAUCUCAUAGACAUAGCUGAAGAGUUAUUUACAGAGCAUAUUUUACGUUUACCACGUGUUAUUCAUUCUGGAAGUGAAGAAGAAAAAUUCUUUGCAUAUUUUCAGCUUAAGAGUUCCAUGUAUAUCCUUCGUACAAUGAACCGCUUGCAGAUAACCUUCUCAAAUGAAGACAUGAUCGAACAAUUAUUGGUUAUUUUAUUAACAUCAGUUGAACAAGAUACAAAUAACAAACUGGUGGAAAUUAACAUAGAUAUUAACGACCAAAAUGACGGAAAGAUCAUUGAUACUAUAUUUUUGUGUUACAAAAAUACUCCAUGGAAAAAAUUCAAACAUGUUCGAGAUGAUGAAACUAUUCAGUGUAUUCAUUCGAUUUGUGAAUACUUAACCAAAAUUCGGCAGGUGCAUGCAUUUGUUCUUAAAUUUUUAUUCCGAAUACUCUCAAAAAACUUAAGUAAUUCAAAUGAAGUUUUAAUAAUCAUACAAAUGCUUCUUUCGAAUCCAUGUGAAGAAAAUUCAUAUGAGAACCUUCAUUGUUCAAUUUUGGAAAGUUUAUUAUGUGAAUACCGUUGGAAACUGGUAUGUGAUAUAUUUGAAGAUAUUGACUAUGGAACAGAACAAAUACACUACGUUGGAGAUGGUGAAGAAAUUGUGAAUCAUAAAAUUUCGUUGAAUGAAAUUAAAAACAAUAUUUUACAUACAUGUUUGGUGAUAGAAACCGUUGGUUGCUAUGCAAAAUAUAUGCAACAAAAUUAUCGCCAAGUUCAUUUACUGAAAUCACUACAUUUGAUAUCAGAAAAACUAGCAAGCAAACAAUACAUGAUUCGUGCAUCUGCUUUGGUCGCCAUGGAGAAUAUGCGAUCAGCCUACAAAUUUAAUACAGUUUCAGAUCUUAUGCAACGUAAUACCGACUACUUAAUUCAUUCAAUUAACAAAUCCUUAGUUAAACCAAGCAAAAUAAAUGAAGCACUACACAUAUUGGAAAGUACUCUUAACUAUAACUUCGAAGAUGCUCAAACUCACCUUGAAAAUAUCGUUCCUACUAUAAUAGUCGAAGGUUCUAAAACGAGUCAUUUCAGAAAUUCUUUAGCGUUUAUGCAAUUAUUCAAAUUAAUGAUAUCAACUAUUCAAAAUUUAAUUUUUGAAAUAACGAAAAACAUGUCGGAUGCUGAACUAAAUGAUCGUUCGUGCAAUAUUAAGUCAUCGAAAAAUCAUUUCGAAGCAUGGUUACACUCUUUGAAUGCAGAAAGAGUUUUUAUACCAUAUUCUAAUAAAAAUAUACAUUCAACAUCAAAAGAACAUUGCAAAAUUACUACUUUAGUUAGCAUUGCUGCAAAUAUACUCAAGCAAGCGAUUCCAAGUUUAUCAUCUACAAAUAUGCAGCUAAAGAUGAUCACAUUGGAGUGCAUAAGCAUUGGCUUGGACAUAAUUAAAGAAAAUGAGAAUGAAUUGUUACCUCUUGUUCAUCUAUUAUGGGAACCUAUAGUGGAACCAAUAGUUCAGAAAAGCUGUAAUAAAUCUCUGCGACGAUACACUAUUCAAUUGGCAACCAAGUUAAUAAUUUAUUCUAAAAACUUUGCAACUAGCCGUUCUUUCAGCCAAUUUUUCCCACAUAUCAAACAGUAUUUCUAUGACUUUUCAAAGCAUUCUUUGGAAGAAUAUUCACUGGACUUUAAAACCUUAAAAGACUUACUUCUCGAAAUGCCAAAUAUGUUAUUGGUUCUGGAUUUUGAAGAGCGUGAACUAGAGCACAUACUUAAUUCCAUUCUCUCAUUGGAAGCAAAAUCGUCAUCCUUACUGAAAGAAAUACUGUUUUUUCUAACGGAAUUAUCCACAUUUGAUAUAAAUUUAAGUAAAAUGUAUCAAGCACUUUUUGCUUGCAGCGAGUGAGCAAUACUUUUCCACGUCAGUGUGCAUUCAUAUAUAAUAAAGACUUAUAUUUAACCCUCCUAGGUAUAGAGGCGGUUUUGAAAAAAUUGAAUAAAAAUCUAAGUAAAUUAAAAAAAAAAAUUUAUAAUU
Messenger RNA from Contarinia nasturtii (swede midge), 2034 nucleotides. RefSeq lists its product as uncharacterized. The record is from RefSeq and is a predicted model, not a curated record. The transcript is spliced from 5 exons. Lineage: Eukaryota; Metazoa; Arthropoda; Insecta; Diptera; Cecidomyiidae. Gene Ontology annotation, cellular component: cytoplasm. Gene Ontology annotation, biological process: chromatin remodeling. Bases 136 to 1905 code for a protein of 589 amino acids.